This is a messenger RNA of Closterium sp. NIES-67, 1943 nucleotides long. Lineage: Eukaryota; Viridiplantae; Streptophyta; Zygnematophyceae; Desmidiales; Closteriaceae. The record is from the annotation of a GenBank genome assembly.
AAUUCAAACGUGACUGGGCAUUGUUGCCACUUCUGGCUCAAGGGUUCUUGCUCCCGCACUGACCAGCUUGCAUUUCAUGCUCGACGUUGCUCGAUGCAUUAGUGCUAUUUCUUAGAACGGCCAUUUUGAUUGUUCACACUAGCGUCAUGACUAUGACAACAGAUGUUGAGGCUGUCAUGCCAAGCCAGGAGUGCCCUCGGCUAAGUCAGCUGACACCGGAUCAACUUGAACGGAUUGAGAGAAACAGGCUGGAGGCGAUCAAGAGGCGAGAGGCAGCCAUAAGACGAGACGCGCUAGCGCACGUACCUGCAAUAGCUGCCAAUAUGUUAGGCUCCGUAAACUCCAGCACUCCGUUCAAGAAGAGGAAAGUUGAACAUGCUAUUCUGCCAGGAAGCCUUCCUCCGCCAUACAUCCCUGCUGUUACUCAGUCGGAGCAAGUUGACGAGCCGAAGCGCCAAGAUUCGGAAAAAAAUUCAGACGUUAAGUUCUCCGAAGAGCAAAUACAGGCAUUGCGAGCCGUUGCUAUGCGCAACUCUGUCUUCUUGACAGGUUGUGCAGGGACUGGAAAGAGCUUUGUGCUCGAGUUCGCUAUCCGUUCACUAAGGGCUAUGCAUGGGAGCGAUACAGUCUACGUGACGGCGUCAACAGGCCUUGCUGCAUGCGCUCUUUCAGGAACGACUCUCCAUUCGUUUGCUGGAGUUGGUCUGGGAAUUGGUUCUAAAGAAGAGUUGAUGCAUAAGGUCCAGACCCGGAGGGAAGCACGACAGAGGUGGCAAGGUGCACGAGCCCUUGUCAUUGACGAGAUCAGCAUGAUUGAUGCGCAGUUUUUUGAGAACCUUGAAUUCAUUGCAAGAAAAAUCCGCAAGACGGCCAAACCGUUUGGAGGCAUUCAGCUACUUGUAACCGGCGACUUUUUCCAGCUCCCUCCAGUGAACCCACAGAGCAACGUCGCAUACGCAUUCGAGGCGAAGUGCUGGAAUGACUGCUUCAAUCUGCAGAUGGAGCUGAAACACGUUUUCAGGCAGUCUGACCUCACGUUUGUGAGCAUGUUGAAUGAAAUCAGGGAAGGCAUUGUCACACCUGCGACGCAUGAGAAAUUGAGGAAACGCAUCUGUUGUGCUCCAAUUGGAAACGAUGGCAUCAUGCUGACAAAGCUAUACCCAUACAAGGCAGAUGUUGCUGGAGAGAAUUUUCAGCGGCUCCAGGAGCUUCAAGAGCUUGAAAUGGUGUACAAUGCCAAGGAUGAGGGCAAGAGUGAAUAUGCAAAGAAGCAGCUUGAAUUCACGCGCGCUGAGAAGCGAUUGACACUGCGCCGUGGUGCACAAGUCAUGCUUAUCAAGAAUCUAGACACACCCCAAGGGCUUGUCAACGGCGCCAGGGGUGUUGUGGUUGGCUUCUGCGACCCAGCUAAUCCCUGUGCUGCACAGUUCAGGCAUCUGGUUCCAAUCAUCAACCCCUCAGCGAUGUGGCCCGUGGUUCGCUUUGCAUGCGACCAAUCUGAGCGAAUUAUUGGUCCUGAGAGCUGGGCAGUGGAGGAGUAUGGUAAUGAAAUUGCCAAGCGUUGGCAAGUCCCGCUGACUCUGGCGUGGGCCCUCAGUGUGCACAAGUGCCAGGGAAUGACACUGGACAGGGUGGAGACUGACCUCAAGAGGGCGUUUGACUACGGGAUGGUGUAUGUUGCUCUCUCCCGUGUCCGGUCUCUUGAAGGCCUUCGGCUUCUGGGCUUCGAUGCUGGCAAGGUCAAGGUGAAUGCUAAGGUUGUGGAGUUCUACAAGCAAUUGCAGAGACAUGAUGCUUCAAGUGAAAAGGCUUUUGAAGUUUGAAAUCACUGGCUCUUCUUAUCCACUCCAUCAAUGAGCUACCGGAGACUGACGUGCAUCUGUUUCAGUAUUUUUCAUCAACGUACAGUUGUAUUUAUGUAUUGUUUAUGCGUAUAAGAUCCU